This is a messenger RNA of Culex quinquefasciatus (southern house mosquito), 475 nucleotides long. RefSeq names its product microsomal glutathione S-transferase 1. NCBI's taxonomy places the organism in Eukaryota, Metazoa, Arthropoda, Insecta, Diptera, Culicidae. Gene Ontology annotation, cellular component: membrane. The record is from RefSeq and is a predicted model, not a curated record. The coding region runs from base 29 to 475 and encodes 148 amino acids. The transcript has a single exon.
ACGUUCAAAGUGUAACCACAGCCAAACCAUGACCACCCUUUUCGACGCCAUCGACCCGCGCGCCUUCCGCUCGUACGUGUUCUGGUCCGCGGUUCUCGUGUUCAAGAUGCUCAUGAUGUCCUACCUGACCGGGCGCAAGCGCUUCGGCCGGAAGGUGUUCGCCAACCCGGAGGACGCCGCCAUGACCGGCGCCAGGGAGGUGCGCACGGAUCCGGAGGUGGAGCGGGUACGCCGCGCCCAUCAGAACGACGUCGAGAACAUCCCGCUGUUUGUGGCGAUCGGAUUCCUGUACCUGCUGACCGGGCCCGACGUAACGCUGGCCGUGACUCUGUUCCGGCUCGUCGGAAUCGCCCGGAUUGUUCACACCUUGGUGUACGCCGUGGUGGUGGUGCGCCAACCGGCGCGGAUGGUCGCCUGGUUCCUGGCGUACAUCCCGACAAUCUACAUGACCCUGGCUACCGUGGUUAAAGGUUAA